This is a messenger RNA of Micropterus dolomieu (smallmouth bass), 4322 nucleotides long. RefSeq names its product growth arrest-specific 6 (gene gas6). The transcript is spliced from 15 exons. The coding region runs from base 453 to 2411 and encodes 652 amino acids. NCBI's taxonomy places the organism in Eukaryota, Metazoa, Chordata, Actinopteri, Centrarchiformes, Centrarchidae. Gene Ontology annotation, molecular function: calcium ion binding. Gene Ontology annotation, cellular component: extracellular region. The record is from RefSeq and is a predicted model, not a curated record.
CAAACUCCUGUCUGCACUUUCCUGAAGCAGCAGAGGCGAGCAGCCUUUCUCCGCAGAGAGUGGGGACUCAGUCCGGCCAGAGAGAGGGGUCAACAUAACAGAGGAGGGUCAAAAAUAUUCCACAGACCGCAAUGGGGGCGAGCUGGAACCGCAGAGAGAAGAGGACGAUCGCUUAAUUAGUUUGCUGUGUUAUGAACGAUAUGCGGGAGCAACGCACGACAGUUUAGCUUGUGACGCUCCGCGCGGCAGUGAUUUCACGUCAAAAACGUUAACGGCCAACGGUCGGGACAAACGUUACCUGAAUACCUGCAGUGAUUCGCAUUAACGUUAGCCUCGACUCGGUGCAGACAGCAUUGACAUUGAGAGACGGGUAGACAGAGAGGGGGUAGAGAGACUAUAAGACGGGACAAGAGAAAGUUUCUCUAGCCUUGCGCAGACACAGCGGUGAAACAAUGCGGCUGACCCCGACAAAGUCCCUUUCAUCGGCAGCCCUGCUAAUCCUGCUGGUUGUCCACUGGUCCGACAGCAUUUCAUUGUCUCCCCAUGAGGCGAACCAGUUUCUGAGCAGACGCAGGAGAGCAUAUCAAGUGUUCGAGGAGACGAAGCAAGGACACUUGGAGAGGGAGUGUGUGGAGGAAAAGUGCACCAAAGAGGAGGCUAGAGAAGUGUUUGAAAACGACCCGGAGACGGACUACUUCUAUCCCAAGUAUUUAGCCUGUAUAGAGACAUUUGGAGAUGCUGAAAAGAAGAAACAGGAUCUGGUUACAUGUGUCCACAAUAUUCCAGACCAGUGCUCUCCUUCACCCUGCAAUGCCAGAGGUACAGUGCGCUGCGAGGACAAAAAGGGCGACUUCCUCUGUCACUGUUUCACAGGCUGGGCCGGAGCCAGAUGUGAGGAAGAUGUCGACGAAUGCAGCAUAAGAAACGGAGGGUGUGACCACGUGUGCAACAACACUAUGGGCAGUUACCGCUGCUCCUGUCACCAAGGCUACAUGCUGGUAGGACGCCAUAUGUGUAAUGAUGUGGAUGAGUGUGAGGACCCAGGUAUGUGUGGAACAGCACGGUGUGACAAUAAGGAGGGCAGCUACGAUUGCUUGUGUGAUGUCGGCUAUGUCUACGACAAUGAAACCAAAAGCUGUGUUGAUGUGGAUGAGUGUGAGGCGGGUGUGUGUGCGGAGGAGUGUCUGAACACUCUGGGGAGUUUCCGCUGCUUCUGUGAUGGUCGUCAAGGCAUGAAGCUGGGUCAGGACCUGAGGAGCUGUAAGCCUCUAACUCCCUGCAUGUCGCCGUCUCUGAAGAGAAACUCUCGUUCCCUCUACCUGGGCCGCAUGUUCAGUGGUGUGCCAGUGGUGAGGCUGCGUUUCCGCAGGAAGAUUCAAACUGGCUUUUCGGCAGAGUUUGACUUCCGUACCUACGACCCUGAGGGGGUGAUCUUCUUUGCUGGAGGUCACCUAAACAGCUCCUGGAUCGUACUGGCAAUGCAUAAUGGGAAGCUGGAGCUGCAGCUGAAAUACGGCACAGUCAGCAGGGUCACCAGCAGCGGACCCUUUGUCAGUGACGGCCAGUGGAGAAAGAUCUCAGUGGAGGAGCAGGGGCGGAGUCUAGUGAUUAAGAUUGACAGGGAGGCCGUCAUGAAGAUCGCAGUGAACGGCGACCUGUUUACGCUAAAGAAGGGCAUGCAUGAACUCAACCUCACCGUGGGAGGAGUCCCUUUCAGAGAGGACGGCCUCGUCAAUCAGGUGAACCCCCGUCUGGACGGCUGUAUGAAGGAGUGGAAGUGGUUGACUGGUGAAGAUACUUCCAUACAAGAAACCAUUCGGUCCAACGAGAACAUGCAGUGUUUCAGCGCCGAGGUUCCUGGAGCGUUUUACCCCGGCACAGGCUUCGCUCUCUUCAACAUCAGCUAUAGUGCAGUGGAAUCACAGAACCUGAGUGUCGUGUUGACUCUGCGUCCAACAUCUGCGAUCGGAGUGCUGUUUGCACUCAUUCACCAAGACAGUGUCCCUCUCUCCAUCGCUCUGGCCGACUAUCAUCCUGGCACUGAUGAAUGGCGAGAUUUUGUUCUGGUAUCUGUAGGUGAUGUCGUCAUUGCCAGCUCUCCUGCCCCCCUGUGUGAUGGCGAGAGCCAUAAAAUCCAGGUGACAAUCUCAGGCAACCAAACACUGCUGCAGGUCGAUGGCCAGUCUGGACGUAGUGAAGACACUGCUGUUCCUCUUGAUCUCCUGUCCCAGUCCAGCACCUUUACAGGAGGACUCCCUGAUGUCUCUCUGGUGUCUACGCUGGUGUCAGCGCCCUACAGCGGCUGUAUGGAGGUCAGUGUUAACGGACAGCCUCUGGACUUGGACCAGGCCAUCCACAAACACAAUGACAUCCGUUCACACUCUUGCCCCCUGCUGGACUCUCAACAGUGAACAACGUAUCAGUCUGCCCGAAACUGAUCCAUAAGCAGUUCAUUCAGGCAAUAGAGAUGAUUUCCAAUAUAUUUAUAAAAGCUUUGACCAGUGGGGACACGUUUUAGAUUGGAAUGUAAAAAGAUAUAUAAUAAAAAUAACUGGACCACAUAUCGUGGUGCAGCUGGAGCCUUAGCCCAGGAUCACCCUAUCCUUUUACUGUUGUGGCACUGCUGCCUAGAGGCAUUUGCAGGGAUAUUUUGCCAGUACCAUGACCCAGUACGGCAGUUAGUCAGCCAAUGAGCAACAUCUAUACUAGGCAGAAAAUAUGGGAACAAAUCUUGCCUCAAAAAACUGCCCAUGCAUCACAGCCUUGUAAGCCCACAAGAACACACAAGGCCUUAUCUAGAUCAAUGUCAAAUGGUUGGUCUUGGGUCAGCCUGCUGCGCCUGGCAUCCUGUGCUUAAAUGCAGAUCUGACUGGAACUUUGUAGGCACAGUGACUCUCCGCUGUGGCAACUCAGCUGAUAGAGCUGUGGUCAUAAUGCUUACAUCCAGUUUGCAUAAGGCCCACGUUCACAAAGCUUGAAAUAUUCAAGUGCUUAUGUAGAAUCAGAUGAAAUGGAAAAAAAUGGGGACCAGAUGUAAGUAGUCCUACAUCAUCUACCCUACUCAGAGAAAAUGUGUGAAUAGGUGCUCAGAUCUUCAGAGUUUGGUGCAUAAUGACUUAGGGGUUGAUUGAGGACUACAUCAAUCUUGUUUGCCCCUCACAAGCUGAAUCCCUUCAUUCACCACAGCAGGGAGGUGUGGUAUUAGGCACAACUUUGUGUUCUAUAAAAAACCUUGCACAUUGUUGCAGGUAGAAAUGGACUGCGUGUGAAGCCAUUUUCUUGAUUUCCUCUCGACUAAAGCAGCACUCCAUGUCUGCCUGCAACCAUAAAAAACAACCAUGUGCCUACAAAGAACAAUCAACCCACACUUCAUGACAGCUUCCCUCCAAACAGGUGAAUCAUUUCACAAAAGUGCAGUACUGUAACACACAAACAGAGCGAACACUUCUCCUAAUGAAAUGUUGUACUCAUUGCAGUUAAAUACACUAUGCAUUUCACCCGUGCAUUUUGGAUUAUUACAGUAUUUCAAAGAACUGACAGACACCCUGAUAAUCGAUAAUCUCUGUCACAAAGGCCCCUUCUUUCCCACUGAACCACCCACCCACCGUUAAUACCUGCCAUAUAGCAAUCUGAGGAUGAUCGAUUAGUCACAGAAGCACAGGGAAACAGGAAGGGGCCCUCUCCAUUAAGGAGAGAGAGUGAGCACUGCAUUGAACGCACCACACAAGCUACUGAGAGUAAAAGAGUGCGCUGUAAUAUACUGACUAUGUAAAUAACGUGACUGUACAAUGCUUUAUAGAAGACAGAAAACAAACUCUACCUUAUGAUCACUGAGGUUUUUGGCACAUUUAAGUUGAUCCAAAGUCAGAAACUGAGUCUCUCAACUUCAUCUGCUUCCUAAUAAAAGAUUAAGCAACAAAUACACUUUGGGAGACUGUGAGAGCAAUAGCCAGGGAUGAAAGCAUCGUAAAUCUUUAGGGACCUGGUUUUUAAUUUGAUUUUAUAGGUGCUGAGCAAAUCAAAACAAAAAAAACAAAGAAUGUCAGAGGAGCAUUGCUAUUGAAAAUGCCAAAAGGGCUCCAGUGUUCUUUUACUUCAUCUGUAAUCUAUCAUUUUCUAGUUUUCUGAUGAAUGAAUGCCAGAAUAUAGAGCUUGAUGAGUUAUUUUUUAUUUUUUAUUGUGUUGUAUAUUGAACUUUGUCUUUUAGUUUUUAUUUUUCACUUUAACUGCCAGUAUGUGUACAAUGCUGAGAGAAGUCUGCCUUUUGAGUUUUAACUUCCCUCAACAGUGAAAAACCUAAAAAAUAAAAGCAGUUGUAUGAA